CUUCAUUGUCUUUCAAAUCGUAUGUAGAUACAGUGUGAAAGAGCGGGCACGUGCAUUGACUCUGUCAUUCUAUGUUCAACUAGCCUGAAAGAUGUCGUCCGUCUAUGGAACUUCCAUACAACUAUAAGCGUUGACUGCUCCAUGACCUGCACCUCCCACCCCUUCCCUUCUUUCUGAAAUGCCUUCUUUCUGGAAAGCAUUCUCGCAUACCUCUUCCCAUUCUCACUCCGCCCGGACCAACUCAUCACCGGCUUCUAGUUCAAGCCCGGCGUAUGAAUCUCCCCGCGGCGGCAGCGAUAGGCAUCUUUUCGGCGGCGGCGGAGGUCAGCGGCUGACCCGGCAGCCGAGGUUGAGGCAUGCGACGGAGGACGAGCUCGGGUUACGCCUCGGGCUCAUUGAUGGGCAGUCAAAGUCAAAGUCUUUGCCGGUCUCCCCGGAGUCCAAUUCACGGUUGCGGCGUCACGCCGGCCACUGGUCUGAAUCCGCCUUGCCGCAGCCACUUCCCCUGCCCAAACAGAAUUCUGAGGGUGAGAGUUUACUGACCAAAGGCCAAGGACAUAUUUCAAGCUCUGCAGCCACAAGUAAUCCCUCAAGGGAUGGUAAUGGAAAGGCAGUAAAUUCAAGAAGGGGAGCAACAACUCAAACUUACAGACGGAGAGGUUUCUAUGAUGAUCAUACAAACACGAACAAGGACAGACUAGACUCCUUCAGACUUGAGGUCCCAGCAAGGAGUGCUCCGGGCAGUGGGUUUACCAGUCCUGUCCUCAGCCCGAAAAAGUUUAGCACAGUUGACAUCUUUAACCCUGCAUUUCUGCAUAGUAAAUCUCACCUGGAGAAUAACCUCAAUGUCCAUCCAUUGCCCCUUCCACCCGGAGUGUUGAGGCUAUCACCGUCAUGUCCCACUCAUAACAAUACAGAAAAAUCAGCACAGUCAUGUCCCACUCAUAACAAUGCAGAAAAAUCAGAUACACCGCUGCCAACAAAAGGUCUAUGGCAAAAAAGGAAAUUAUUAGGACGUGGCACUUAUGGAACUGUUUAUGUUGCAUCUAAUUGUGAAACUGGUGCAUUAUGUGCAAUGAAAGAAGUCGAAUACGCCCUUGAUGACCCAAAAGCCUUAGAAUGCAUACAGCAGCUGGAACAGGAAAUACAAGUGCUUAGACAGCUGAAACAUCCCAAUAUUGUGCAGUAUUAUGGCAGUGAAAUUGUUGAUGAUCGGUUUUGCAUAUAUUUGGAGUACAUUAAUCCUGGAUCACUUAAUAAAUAUCUUAGAGAUUAUGGAGGAGCUUUGCCAGAGUCUGUUGUUAGGAAUUUUACUCGUCAUAUUGUUUCUGGAAUGGCUUACUUGCACAGCACCAAGACAAUUCACAGGGACAUAAAAGGGGCUAAUUUGCUUGUAGAUGCAUCUGGUGUUGUCAAGCUUGCUGACUUUGGAUUGGCAAAACAUCUUUCGGGAAAGAAUAUUGAUCUUUCAUUGAAAGGAAGUCCGCAUUGGAUGGCCCCUGAGGUGAUGCAGGCGGUGUUAAGGAAGGAUGAUAAUCCAUAUCUUGCACUUGCUGUCGAUAUAUGGAGCUUGGGCUGUACGGUCAUUGAGAUGUUCACGGGGCAACCUCCCUGGAGUGAUCUUAGUUGGGUACAAGCGAUGUUCAGUGUAUUGAACAAAUCGCCACCUAUACCAGAAACACUAUCUUCAGAAGGAAAGCAUUUCAUUGGAUGCUGCUUGCAAAGGAAUCCAGCAGAUAGGCCAUCUGCAGCUAUGCUACUUGAUCAUCCUUUCUUACAUCUCUCCCCUGCCUCUCCAUUCCAACAUGAUACACAACAAGACCUGAUGAAACAUCAACAACUUGAUCAGCUAAAUGCAACUCCGUCCAUUAUGCAUCUGAAACUGUUGCGUAGCAGCCACGGUGAAAUAGCAGGUACACACCCACCUAAUUCUGAAGCUAAUGGUGCUGUUGGGGGAUCUCGUCAUCAUUCACCACGCUCAACGCUCGAGCAGCACUCCAUGUUCACAGGGAGCUGAAAAUACAAGGUCUUGGUUGAGCAAUGACUAUGGGAAAUGAAAUCCGCAACUCAUGUAUUUGUGUAUAAUAUUAUAGGUUAUAUAAGUUUUUUUUUUUUUGGAAAAAUCAUAGGUUAUACGAAGUGCCCCAAAUGGCCAUGUUCGGAUGGCGUUCGGACCGGGGGCUGCUGGACAGGAUCAUUCCUCUACGAAGUAUGGAGUAUAAGUUGAGCAGAAGCUUAUGUACCUCAAGUGAUGCAUCGACUUCUAUUUAACAAAGUCUCCAUCUAUUGUUGUCAUCAAGUAUUCUUGGUAGGACAAAAAUAUUUGAUAAUCAUUAUCUCAAUUUGUUUCAAACUGAAUUCAUUAGAAAACAAAUGGAAACUGAAUCCUGAUUGAAAUGUUUACCCCUAAUUGGCAAAUGGCAAUUGAAUAUUUAAC
Cuscuta epithymum is the source of this 2437-nucleotide messenger RNA. Lineage: Eukaryota; Viridiplantae; Streptophyta; Magnoliopsida; Solanales; Convolvulaceae. The record is from the annotation of a GenBank genome assembly.